AACCCCAUGGCACCGCCACUCCAGGAAUCCGAUCUCAUAUUUCCAACAGCGGCAUCAUCAUUGAAGAAUGCGCUAGGUGAUCUCAAACGCGCAAACUUAACCAUCAAGAACCGCCUCAACUCGAUCAAGCAGGAUUCUUCAUUCGUGGAAGAGGUUGCGAAUGCAUAUCAGCUUCCUCUGGUCGCGAACGAACGAUGUGGGAGCUGGUACAUCUCUCCGCACCGUAGGGCAGGGAGCGCAUAUUUCAAAUCCACAGAUGGCCACUUCGGACAAUGGAUGUUCAGUCUGCGGCGAUUGAAUUUACAAGUACUGGAUGCCGUAGGACAGCAUGGAGGCUGCAUCAUCGUCGAUUCCACUCGGAGAGGAAAGAGCAUGCCAGAUGCGCUUUCCAAAACUGUGCCGAUCUGGACCACGAUCCUCAAUCGCUUGCUAUUCCCCCAUAAGCCCGAUUAUCACAAUCUACAGACUCCCAUGGAUGUCGUCUCGGAGUCAGAGCGCGCACAGAUUGAACUAAGACUCGACACGUGUCUCCACGAUGCGAAAACUUUGAAGCUGGACCUGAACGACAUGCGGUCCAAGCUGCAGAACAAGCCAAUGCAAAUCGUCUGGCAAAGACCUGGCGAUCAGCUUUCGUCCAGUACGAGGCAAGCGGCGGACAGUCAUCUCCUGGUGCUGUGCACAGCCUCGAACCAGACCAGUAAUGAGACCUCGUCAACAUCGGAAUACGUCCAGGGAGCGGCAGAUGAUCCUGAAAGCUGGUCGCUCGGUCUCGAUGCUGCCAUGUUUUGGACAAACCUGGAUCUGCUCAGGCAGGCUUCACCAGAGGAGCUUCCCGCGCUUAUUGCAGGUCUUGUCAAAGAUUCGCACUUGAAUGUCGUGAUUCGAGAUGUGACUUUGGUCAGACCGACGAGCGUCGUCUAUAUCGGAGACAACAGCGUCUUUGAGGACAUUCGCGCCGGCUUUGACCUCGUCAUUUCCUGCACUUCGAAGCCCGAGUUCUGCGACAGUUCAGAUCGGGAAAGUGUCGAAACAUCGCAGCGUCUUCAGCUGACAUGCGUGGAGGGCAAGGUCGGCAGUCGACAGCUACGGCAUGAACUGCCGAAGUUGGAGACGUUCAUUCCGUCCAUUACCUCGACAAGCAAGAUCCUCGUGACUUGUCAGACGGGAAAAGACUUGGCUGUUGGAGUCGCUCUGGCUUUACUUUGUCGACUGUUCGAUGGAGACGGGAUCGUGAUGUCCAAGAUGGAGGCUCCCCGCGAUUUGAACAAGUCUCUCAUCAAGCAGCGACUCAGUUGGAUCAUGGUGUCCAUGCCGGAUGCAUCUCCCAGCAGAGCGACAUUGCAGAGCGUCAACGCCUUUUUGCUGGGUUGA
Molecule: messenger RNA, 1371 nt
Organism: Zymoseptoria tritici IPO323
Lineage: Eukaryota; Fungi; Ascomycota; Dothideomycetes; Mycosphaerellales; Mycosphaerellaceae
Exons: 2
Coding region: 7-1371 (454 amino acids)
Biological process (GO): charged-tRNA amino acid modification
Cellular component (GO): cytoplasm
Molecular function (GO): tRNA adenosine(64)-2'-O-ribosylphosphate transferase activity
Source: RefSeq, a predicted model, not a curated record